GCCCAGAGCCCCAAACCCGGAUUAAGCUGUAAAAUGGUCCUGCAGGCGGUGGGCAAGGUGCUGCGGAAGUCCAAGGGAAAGCCAAAUGGUAAAAAGCCAGCACCAGAAGAGAAGAAACUUUACCUAGAGCCAGAAUACACAAAAUCCAGAAUUACUGACUUUGAAUUUAAAGAGCUAGUGAUGUUACCACGAGAAAUAGACCUCAACGAGUGGCUAGCCAGCAACACAACAACUUUCUUUCAUCACAUCAACUUACAGUAUAGUACAAUCUCAGAAUUCUGUACAGGAGAGUCAUGUCAGACCAUGGCAGUGUGCAAUACACAGUACUACUGGUAUGAUGAGCGGGGAAAGAAGAUCAAGUGCACUGCUCCUCAGUAUGUUGACUUCGUCAUGAGUUCAGUGCAGAAACUAGUGACAGACGAGGACGUCUUUCCAACAAAAUACGGCAAGGAAUUCCCAAACUCAUUUGAGUCCCUAGUGAAGAAGAUCUGCAAGUACCUGUUCCAUGUGCUGGCCCAUAUUUACUCCUCACACUUUAAGGAGACUUUGGCACUGGAGCUGCACGGACAUUUAAACACACUCUACACACACUUUAUCCUAUUCAUCAGGGAGUUCAACCUCGUGGACCCUAAAGAGACCACCAUCAUGGACGACCUUACAGAGGUCCUCUGCAGCAGCAGCGGGAGCAGCAGUAACGGGAGUGGCAACGGGAGCAGCAACAGCGCAGGAGCACAGAACCAUGUGAAAGAGAGAUGAGCCCUCCUGCAGGAUCAAAACUAACAUUAUAAACAAUAUUAUAUAUUCUGUGUGUAUGUAUAUGUUCAGAUAUACAUACAGACAUAUACAGCAAUGAAAGCUGAAAGAAUUAUGCUGCCACCACAGGACGCGUAGUCGUACGGGACUGUAUGGAGCUUUGGUUUAAUGCGCCACCUGGCGAGAAGUUGCACCAAUUUUAUUUUAUUUUCUGUCCACUCCUCCUUUUACCUAUUCAGAUGGAUGAUGAGUGCUGUUUUUAGAGAAGAGCCAAGCUUGAGAGUGGGGCCACUCUUGGGUUUUUUUGGGGUUUAUUUUGUUUGUUUCGUUGGUUGUUUUUUUGUUUUUCUUUCUUCGGUCUUGAGUGCAAGCCUUUUGUCUUUCUAGGAUGGUGGUCCUGCCAUUUAAAAAAAUAUCUAUUAUAUUAUAAGGAGUGACUUUUACUUUGAAGUGGCUUAAAACGCAGGUUUGUUUGGGUUUUUUUGUGGGGGGUGGGGGUGGUUUUUGUUGGUUUGAUUUUACAUAGACUGCCCCUUACCCUGCCAAAAACUCCCCAGUUGAGUGCAUCUUGCCCUUUUUUAGCUUGGAACAGGAAGAAACUCCUGGCUUGAGUAGCAACUCUAGGGGCUUGCUACAUGUUGAAAGUGGUCAUGAUUCUCCCAUUGUCCCAUCUCCUUGGUCACAACACAUGAACAUGCAAGAGGAUCCACAAGCCUUUCUGCUUAUUGCUCCUACAACAUACAUACUCUUUUCUCUGCUCCCCUGCCUCGUCUUUUCCCAGGCACACCUCUACAACUAAAAGAGUAAGAUCACUGGAGUCCCAAACCCAUGUGCAAGAGCCACCGCUACUUACUUCCCAUUGAAGAGAGGCUCGGGGAGAGGGGAGAAGGGUACAUUGAGUCAGUCACCGCCUGUGCUAGAAAGAUGGCUGUUGGCAUAAAAUUAUAUUGUUGGCUUAUUUUAGUUCAUCUGUUCUAUAAUAAUAAAAACAAAUCUAUCAGCCAUAA
Pterocles gutturalis (yellow-throated sandgrouse) is the source of this 1760-nucleotide messenger RNA. RefSeq names its product MOB kinase activator 2 (gene MOB2). The transcript is spliced from 5 exons. Lineage: Eukaryota; Metazoa; Chordata; Aves; Pterocliformes; Pteroclidae. The annotation marks the transcript as partial. Gene Ontology annotation, biological process: positive regulation of protein phosphorylation; signal transduction. The record is from RefSeq and is a predicted model, not a curated record. Gene Ontology annotation, molecular function: protein kinase activator activity. Gene Ontology annotation, cellular component: cytoplasm; nucleus.